GUAUUCAGUAAAAAUUAUUCUUCCUUUUCGAUUCAUCUUUUGCCAGAUCGAGUCACAUUGAUAGUUUUUAAUAUCAAAAAAAAUAUAAGCAACCAUGCCGCCUAAGUUUGAUCCAACAGAAGUUAAACUUGUAUAUUUGAGAUGUGUUGGUGGUGAAGUCGGUGCAACAUCAUCGCUUGCUCCAAAAAUUGGUCCAUUGGGUCUCUCACCAAAGAAAGUUGGUGAUGAUAUCGCCAAGGCUACUGGAGAUUGGAAAGGAUUAAAGAUUACAGUUUGUCUCACCAUCCAAAAUCGUCAAGCUACUAUCUCAGUUGUUCCAUCAGCAGCUUCAAUGAUUGUGAAAGCUUUAAAAGAACCACCACGUGACAGAAAGAAGGUGAAAGAGAUCAAACACAACGGAAACAUCACAUUUGAUGAUGUUAUUAGCAUUGCAAAAGUAAUGCGACCACGUUCAAUGGCCCGUGAGUUUUCUGGAACCAUCAGAGAGAUUCUUGGAACUGCUCAAAGUGUUGGAUGCACAAUUGACGGACGUGCACCACAUGAUGUCAUUGAUGAUAUCAAUUCAGGAGCUGUUGAAUGUCCAUCAGAAUAAAACAAAAAGUUUAUUCGUGUAAUUCCUGAAAACAAUAAAUAAAAAAAAAGAAAAAACAAAAAA
Clunio marinus is the source of this 655-nucleotide messenger RNA. The record is from the annotation of a GenBank genome assembly. NCBI's taxonomy places the organism in Eukaryota, Metazoa, Arthropoda, Insecta, Diptera, Chironomidae.